ACGGACGGACGUCGCUGCGCCGCCGCCCCGGCUCCCCCACCCCGGCCAGGUGAGGAGGCGGUGGCGGCGCGGGGGGGUCCUGGCGGCGGCGAGACGCGCCUUGUCCGGGCUCCUGUCGGCGGCCGCUCCGCCGGCGCUGCGGGAGCGUCGUGCCGCGGUUGUUACUGGCAGAAGAACCAGGAUUCAGAUCUCAGUGGAACUUGCUUUCAAAAGCUGUUGAAACAAAAGACUGCUUUCUAAUUUGGACAUGGCUAAUCGAGGAGCAACAAGGCCCAACGGGCCAAAUGCUGGAAAUAAAAUUUGCCAGUUUAAACUAGUACUUUUAGGAGAGUCUGCAGUUGGCAAAUCAAGUUUGGUGCUUCGUUUUGUAAAAGGACAAUUUCAUGAAUUUCAAGAAAGUACGAUUGGAGCUGCUUUUCUAACCCAGACUGUAUGUCUGGAUGAUACAACGGUAAAAUUUGAAAUUUGGGAUACAGCUGGGCAAGAGCGGUACCACAGUUUAGCACCCAUGUACUACAGAGGAGCACAAGCAGCUAUAGUGGUAUACGACAUUACAAACGAGGAGUCCUUUGCCAGAGCGAAAAAUUGGGUCAAAGAACUUCAGCGACAAGCAAGUCCUAACAUUGUAAUAGCUUUAGCAGGAAACAAAGCUGAUCUAGCUAACAAAAGAGCUGUGGAUUUCCAGGAAGCACAGGCUUAUGCAGAUGACAACAGCCUAUUGUUCAUGGAGACGUCUGCCAAAACAUCUAUGAACGUAAAUGAAAUAUUCAUGGCAAUUGCAAAAAAAUUGCCAAAGAAUGAACCACAGAAUGCAGGAGCCAGCUCUGCCAGAGGAAGAGGAGUAGACCUUACUGAACCCACGCAACCACCCAAGAGUCAAUGUUGUAGUAACUAAAAGAUCAAUUGCUUAAACUGUUCUGAAUAUUCUUCUGCUUCCUAACUGUUAAUAACCAUGGAAUUGGAGUGCUUAACCUGGUCCAGUACAGCUUCCAAACAGCGAAGAGACUUACGAUAAUAGUCAAGUUCAUGAUACAGAGUUUUCUUUUCACCUAAAAUUUUAACAUGCAUGUAUCCACCACUGGCUGUAAUGUUUCAGCAGUAGAGGAGAGAUGGAGGCGGAAUAAACUUCCUUCAGUUGAAAGGUUUCAAAAAUCAGUUGUUACUAUUAGGGGUGUAGAAGAACUACUUUCUGUGGACCUAAUCGGCCAGUUCCUGUAGCCUCAAUACUGAUCACUGUUAUAAUAAAUAGAAUUGGGUCUUAUCAUAAUUCUCAAUUGUGCUUUAAAACCUCCUUAGAAACAGGGUCUAAAAAUUACUUAAACUUACUUGCAGUAUUGAUGCAACCAGUUGUUUCUGCAGGUGUCCCUUGUUUAGUUAUACAUUCCAUAGGUUAAUAAUUUUAUUACAAAUAAUACUUGCAUUAACAAUUUCAAGAAUCCUAUGCUUGCCAGAAAGUGGAGUUUUAGUUGGUACACUGUAUGUAAAUUAUAUCAACCCAGUUAGUUAUCUUAAUGAAUUAGUGAUGAAUCAAGUCUAACUUCAUUUCUAAUCUGUUCAGAGGGUACAGACCAGUAAAUUCAACUCUGCAACUUAGGGUAUGGGGUUUUUUGUCCUCUACAAACUGUAAGAGCUCUUCAAGUAAAACCACAACAAACUCGG
Serinus canaria (Common canary) is the source of this 1659-nucleotide messenger RNA. It is a transcript of the gene RAB5A, whose product is annotated as RAB5A, member RAS oncogene family. Gene Ontology annotation, molecular function: GTPase activity; GTP binding. The transcript is spliced from 6 exons. The record is from RefSeq and is a predicted model, not a curated record. Bases 248 to 895 code for a protein of 215 amino acids. Lineage: Eukaryota; Metazoa; Chordata; Aves; Passeriformes; Fringillidae.